Molecule: messenger RNA, 1339 nt
Organism: Spea bombifrons (plains spadefoot toad)
Lineage: Eukaryota; Metazoa; Chordata; Amphibia; Anura; Pelobatidae
Gene: GABRP
Product: gamma-aminobutyric acid type A receptor subunit pi
Exons: 9
Coding region: 46-1335 (429 amino acids)
Biological process (GO): signal transduction; chemical synaptic transmission; nervous system process
Cellular component (GO): GABA-A receptor complex; membrane; synapse
Molecular function (GO): extracellular ligand-gated monoatomic ion channel activity; neurotransmitter receptor activity; GABA-A receptor activity
Source: RefSeq, a predicted model, not a curated record
UUUAGGUAAUACUUCCACAUCUUUAUCUGUAAACAAAAUCCAGAAAUGUAUUUUCAUCAUCUGGAAAACCAAGCACUUCUACUCAUCUUCUGUAGCAUAAUGUAUUUUUCCACUGUUUGUGCUGAUGGAAUAGAAGGGGAAAUUUUACCUCCAACAAUUCAGAAGCUGAUGAAAGGAUACAACAAGUACCUGCGUCCCUUCUUUGAUAAUGGGCCUGUAACAGUUGGAAUGAGUUUGGACAUUGCAAGUAUUGACACCAUAUCAGAGAUUAACAUGGAUUAUACAGCUACCAUCUUUUUGAGACAGCGCUGGACCGAUGAAAGACUUUGCUUUCAGGGCAACAAGAGCUUAAGUUUAGAUGGACGGCUUGUGGAGCUUCUUUGGGUGCCUGAUACAUUUAUAGUGGAUUCAAAAAAGUCAUUUCUCCACGAUAUCACGGUGGAAAAUCGGCUCAUAAGGAUUUAUCCCAACGGGACUGUACUCUAUGCCCUACGAAUAACAACUACAGUAGCAUGCAGUAUGGAUCUAACCAAAUAUCCAAUGGAUAAACAGACGUGUACCCUGCAACUGGAAAGCUGGGGUUAUAACAUCAAUGAUGUUAUGUUUUACUGGACCAGAGGAAAUGAUUCCGUCCGAGGGCUUAAUACUCUACGCUUGGCACAAUAUACAGUUGAAGAUCAUUACACAUCUGUGUCAGAAGCAGUAUACGAAACAGGGCGCUAUCCAAAGCUAGUGUUUCACUUUGAAUUGAAGAGAAACAUUUUAUAUUUCAUCCUUGAAACAUACGUGCCCUCCAUUCUGCUGGUUGUGCUUUCAUGGGUUUCAUUUUGGAUCAGUCAGUCUUCUGUACCGGCCAGAAUAUGUAUAGGUGUGACAACGGUGCUCACCAUGACAACGCUCAUGAUGGGAGCUAGAACAUCUCUCCCCAAUGCAAACUGCUUUAUAAAGGCAAUUGAUGUUUACCUCGGAAUCUGUUUCAGCUUUAUAUUCGGGGCUCUUCUGGAAUACGCAAUUGCGCACUUUUGUACUCUUCAUCGACUAGAUCAAAACAACUCAACAAAGGGUAACAUGGAUGAAGAUGACUUAGACAUGAACGGCUCCAUUGCAGCAGUUUCCUCUAGAGAAAACAACCAAGCAAAAGCUAUCAGCACAGAAACUAAAGACAAAGGAAAGCUCCACCGUCCUUUAGCUAAGGCAAUGAAACGCUUGCUUUGUAUAUUUUAUUGCUUCCAGGUGGAGAACCCCCAUCAUAUAGAUAAUUAUUCCAGACUCUCUUUUCCUUUAUCAUUUAUGAUCGUCAAUGUCCUGUACUGGGUGUAUUAUCUGUAUUUUUGAACUA